GUGUGGGCUGAAGUCUCGCGAGCGGAUGUCCCGUGCGUAAUGCGUGUGUCUUUACUGCAUGCUGCUGCUGCCGUGGGCUCCUCCACCUCCACAACCGUCCACAGCACAGCCAGAACCGCAUUCCGACGCGAAGGAGCGAGCGAUAUGUGAGCGCGGCACGGCACGGACGUCUCCCUCUGCUCGUUAACCCGCAUUUAGGAGCACAAUGUCCGGCGUCAAAGAGGCGAGUACGUGCCCCGACGGAUACCGGGAGUUGAGCACGGAGGAGCUUCGGGAGCUACUGCGAGACGACGGCAAAAUGGACCAAAUCAUACGGCUCAAUGAAAAGUUCCAGGAGCUCCAGGUGGACCGGGAGAACCUUCUGAUGACAAACCGUAGCCUGGCGGAGGUGAGCCUGGCCCAGAGACCGCGCCUCAAUACAGGCAAAGUACAGCUCGCAGACAAGUACCAGGAAUUGUCCAACCUAGCAACCUCAUGCUGGGACAAACAGAGCCAGCUGGAGGCCAGAGGGCACAAAGGCAGCGUACAGAGCGCCCAGAACAUGCUGCAGGAGGAGGUGACACGGGCGGAGGAGCAGUCAGAGGAGCUGCUAGAGAAGUUCAUGGAGGGGAAUCUGGCUCUGGACGACUUCCUGGACUCUUUCCAACGAUGGCGUCGAACCUACCAUGUCCGGAGAGCGCAGGCUGAGAAGAUGCAGGAGCUGUCCCAGGCCAAGCCCCUCAAACCUUGCAGCCGGACAGGAGCAGAACCGGACCCACCCACUGCCACCCAGGACAACCGGGACUCCCAGCCUGCCCCAGAACCGCACAGACCCAACGGCUUCCUCCCCCAAGGCCCACUCAGAGUCUUCCAAGUGCGUUAUGGGCUGACUCCAGCAAUCCUGGUGCCCCACUGCCCGCUGUCACCCACCGGCAGCGCCCCAUGCCACCACCCUUCUCCCACCCCGCUGCCGCCCCCGCUCCCCUCCACACACGGGCCAGCGGUGGGGUUGAGGUUGAUUGGACAGCUGCCGGGAGGGUGGGCGAGCGGGAGGCCGGUCCGGGUGCAGCAGCUGUACCGACCCAGCCCCGCGCACACAGAGCCCCCCUGUCGAUAAGGGUUUGAAAGACAGUUUGAGUAAUGCAAGGACCGGACUACCUCACUCCCCUCCCAGCAGUGAUGGACGCAGGGGAGUAGGAGGGGUGGGCGUAUGAGACAAGUUGGUUCUUCCUUUACAAAAGAAAUUACUGAUUUUUUAGGUUUAUUCUAAUGCAUUUUUGAACUGAAGCACAGGUUGCAAAGCACAUGGCGCAGAAGACCUAAACAUGCAGCAGUGUAUGUCCACACUAAUGGCUUUUCUGGCCACUAUCAGUUUUGUUUUCUUUUAGUUUUUGUGAUUUGGGGCAUAAUUGGUGAUCACAAUUAAAAUCCAAGGCAAAAACUGAAUUUUAAUCAUUUAUUGAAUUAUUACUGUGAAUAAAAAGUGAAAACAUUUCAUAAAUGACACUACUGCGACAUGAGUGGAGUGACUGAAGUGCCUUCCCUGGCAAAGUUUGAGUGAAUAAUUAAAAUAAUGGGGCCUUCCACUUUAAUGUGCUUUACAGGCUUCUCAAAGUACUACACUAUAGUCAUAAUGCCUUCACUCCACACUUGGUGGUGGUAAGAUACUUCUGUAGUCACAGCUGCCCUGGAGCAGAUGACAUAAUCAAGGCUUUUAAUCUGCGCCAUCAGCCCCAUCACUCACAUAGCUCAUUCAUAUUAGGCAAAGUAGGUGAAGUGUCUUGUCUAAGGACACAAUGACAUUAUGCAAUGGUCCAAACGGACUACAACAAACUUCCCUUUGUAAAAUUCUUCAGUGCUUUGUAAAAUCAUAAUCUCCAUGACUGAUCUCAGAUCUACUCAUGGCACAGAUGUCAUUAGCAGAAAAGACGUUAGCGUGGACAUGCACAGAGGCAGAGGCUGUGAAAUGCCCGCUCCACUGUUUACACUGUGUCCGCUCAUUACCCACAGUCCUUUGCAGCGUGCUUUAUUUAUUCAUGUAAAUCCUGUUUGAAUGCCUGACUUCAGAGUGUGCUGUUGGGGAUAUGAGACACUGCUGCUGUUGAGAAUGUGGGCUUUGUGCUGCGUUCAAGUGAGCUGGGGGAAAUGCACACUGCUCCAAACCGAACAAAAGGAAAGACUGCAGUUAAGAUUUGUGUUUUCACUGCAAAAAAGAAUACAUUGGUAUUUGAGUUCAGAAUAUGAAUAUUUGAAUUAGAGGUGAGUUUACAGAUACAAAGCCCUUUUUGUAAAGUUUGCAUGUUCUUCCCGUGUUUGAAUGGGUCUCUAUUAUCAACCUAAAACACAUGCACUGUAGGCUAACGCUAUUCCUUCAGAUAGCAGCUACUCCUGCUAAUCUGGAGAAGGAUGCCCACAUAGAACCAUUUCUUUGAGGUUUUUUUUUAGUUUGUUUAGUUUUUUUCCCUUGCUCGGAUACUUUUUUUUUUUUUUUUUUUUUUUAAAGUAAACUACUUACAAUUUGAAUAAGAACAUUUAGCAUUUAAGAUGACAGAAAAAAACUGAAACCAGUCAGUAAAUUAAAGUGGGACUAAGCCUCUAAACUCCGGCCAAAACCACAUUUCAAAUAGAGCUGCUAAACUGAACUGUACCUGCAGGACUAAAGAGAGUGAGGGGAGAAGAGGGGCAGAGUCUGGGUAUGAGGAACUGUGUAAUUGGUCUAAAAGGUAUCAACAUUACAAACACCUAGUUGCAGGGGUGGAGUUUGAAAUCAGAAACACCUGUAAUCAAUGCAGUCUUUGUAUGAUGUCAUAAAGUACCUGAAAUUGCCGUGACCAGUGGACCGAACACACCCUAAUUUUUAUGCAUUUUUUACCACUACUGCAAAUGUAGUUUGGAAUUGCCAAAAAGGACUAGGAACAGAACAGUUUAGUUCCACUUAAAAAGGGCCUAUAUUACGCCAUUUUCUGAUCUGUUAUAAUGCUGUUUCCGCAUCACAAACAGACCUGGAGUUGUGUUUUGUUUCAUUCACAUGUUUAACACACAAAUCCUGCAUAUUUAGGCAGAGUUCAUCUCUCAUGAAGAAAACACCUUGUUCCUUCUUGUGAUUGCAGACUAAUAAUAAAGGAUUGCUCAAACGUGCGAGUUAUGCAAAACACAACUCCACGCAUGUUUUUUUUUUUUUUUAUAUAUAUAUCAAAACCAUUGAAAUCAAUAGGAUUCAAAUGAUGACUUAUGGUAUUCAUUUUUGCAGUGUUUAGUGUGUCUUUAUACGUCUUUUAUAGUAUCUUUGAGUUUUUGGAUUGUGGAAGCUUUAACCAUAUAUGGACUGUCUGAGGGAGUGGGCGUAUCCAAAGGAGAAGCCAUGCGUGUGAUUUGGAAUGGUGCCACGUUCUUAUGGUCUUUAUGUUCCUGAAUUAUUCAUACACACGUCUGCCUCUCUACAGGAAAAUGCCUUGUGCAGCCAGUGCCUCACAUGUACACACAAACGCAUUUACAUGACAACCGUGGCCUACAUGUUACAGUAUGAAUAUGAGCUGUCCAUGUUUAAAGGAUCCAUAUUACACUUUUCUGAUCUAGGUUUUAAUGUUUCCUCAUCAAAAACAUACCUGGAGUUGUGUUUUGCUGUAUUCACACAUUUAACACACAGAGACUACAUAUUUAGGCUGAGCAAGUGUUUUCAGCUCAAACUGAAACUUCCACAUUGUGAUGUCAGUUGGUAAUACAGGAAGUGCUCCACUGUGAUUUUAAUCUCCAUACACCUUCAGUAGAAUCAUACGGAUAAUUUCAGCCAUGGAAUUGCCAGUCUCUUCUAAACAAAAGGUGAUUACGUGAUGUUGCUGUGACGGUCCCAUUAGCUGUCUUGCUAUCGGUGGAGGCAGAACAACAAUGCCCUGUGCAGUCUGACUUCUUCAGGACAGUAUCCCAGCUGUGUGAGAGUCAAAAGACCCCCUUGUCCCAGUUUAUAGUCCUGUGGGCAAGUUUCUGUAUUUUUCGAUUGCCUCCUUAAUCCAGCGACGAUGUUUGUUGUCCUCUGUCCCAGUGAUGUUUGCUCCAUCCCUUCACUGUUUCCUUCUCACAUUCUGUCCUAUGUUCUUUUUUCCAUGAAAGCCACUGAAAGCCCUUCCUGUUUCCCCCAGGUAUAUUUUAUUGCAAGACAGGCAGGGUUUUUCGUAUAUGACAUUGUAUUUGUGCUUCGGUUCUAUUUUAUCUUUAGGGUGGAGUUUUCUGUACGGUUUUACUGUGUUUAUAUUGUGUUUUUUCAUUGCCCUUUGUACUUUCUCUGUUAUACCCUAAUGUACGGUGAUGGUACCAUGGCCAUUCCUUUUCCUGGACUUUUUUUCCUUUGUUUAUUGCCCAUUUUUGGUGUUGGCAAGGGUUUUUGAAAAAGUUGUGGGUGUGUUUGUCUUCCUCCCACUUGUUGUGUUCACCUGUUAUAAUGUUGAUGCAGAUGGUGCUGUCGUUCUCCCUCCACCCGUAGGAAGCCAGUGCCAAAACCUGUUUAAAUCAGUUGACUGGACACAUCACAGUAACGUAAGCGAUUCAAACUGUCAGGUAUGAAAACAAACUAAACUUUGGGCUGGAAAAAUUAUCUAUUAAAAUAAAGUAAAUGUAGCUGUUAACAUAAACUACUGCUUCAUGACAUCACAAGGUGUAACAGAGCAUUUUGAGCUUUGUAGAUGUAGACAGGCUAAUAAUGCAGAACUAUUUAAACAUGUAUGAAUGAGCAAAACACAACUUCUGGUAUGUUUUUGAUGAGGCAGCAACAUUCUAACAUGGCUUGAAGCUCACAAGAGUCAAUUUUUUAAUGUAGGACCUUUUAGGACACAAGAAGUGGCUUUACUUUGUGGGUGGGGAGUGAUCAAAAUAAAAGAUAUUUGCAAUGCAUUUUGUGUUCCAGUCAUAUUACGAUUUAUGGACAUCAAUUGUAGAAAUUUUCACUGUUCUAAAGAUCAAAUUGAUGUUUUGAAUUAUUGAAUUACAUUGUUUUCAUUUGGAGUCAAGCGUACUAGACAUCAGUACUAUAGUUGACAAAAAUAAAUGUAUGUUGUUUUCGUUUUUGUUGAGUUAAUGGCACUGCAAAACAUGUGUCUUUACUGAGCAGGCUUGCUUCUCCACAACCUGACUCUUACUCGGCCUGGAGGGUGCUUCCAUGGAAAUGUUCUUCCUUUGGCUAUAUUCCACAGUAUGGCAUAAAUCAUAUCUAUCUCUGUGGUAAAUGUUCCAAAGUAUGGUUUUAAUUUCUAAUUUCUUUCUAAAUCGAUGGAAGCAUGCAGGUGAUGUGCCACCCCCAGAAAGUUACAGUGUGUACCUUUUUAAAAAGGUAAGCAAAAGAGCCAGAAUACUUUUUGAAUGAACCUUAAAUGUAAUGUCUUCAAGGCACUGUACCUGAUUGUACUGUCCUAAG
Molecule: messenger RNA, 5383 nt
Organism: Periophthalmus magnuspinnatus
Lineage: Eukaryota; Metazoa; Chordata; Actinopteri; Gobiiformes; Gobiidae
Gene: vps37d
Product: VPS37D subunit of ESCRT-I
Exons: 4
Coding region: 206-1096 (296 amino acids)
Biological process (GO): protein targeting to membrane; protein targeting to vacuole; ubiquitin-dependent protein catabolic process via the multivesicular body sorting pathway
Cellular component (GO): ESCRT I complex
Source: RefSeq, a predicted model, not a curated record